AUGCUGGCUAUGUCGACGCUACUAGACAUUGAUGUCUCUUCUGAACUGGAAGCUUUUGAUGAUAUGAGCCUUGUCUCUUACGACCGCAAAACUCUUCUUCCGGAGCCAGACAUCCAGGUGAAACUGACUGUGCUCAUGAAUAACUUCCAAGUUAUACACCCCCCCAAGGUGCCUACCUUAUACACUGUUCUCUCAGCAGGCGACUUGGCAAGCAAUGCCCCAGUGUAUGGCGAAUAUACACACCCUGUAGUCUUAGACCAUAACGCUGUUGUUGAGAUUGUUCUGGAGAACCAGGACACUGGCUCGCACCCAUCGCAUCUACAUGGGCAUUCAUUUCAGCUACUUACCCGCUACCCAAGCUACGGGGCUGCUUUCUACGACUACUCUGCUGAUAUGACCUUCGCUACCUACAAUUCCUCCAACGAAACCAUCGCCAGCAGUUUUCCAACAUACCCAGCCCGCUGUGAUACUCUUGCGCUCCCCCUGGAGGCUACAUUGUUAUCCGGUUUGUCGCCGAUGACCCCGGGGCUGGCUAUGACCUUCGUGAAGAACCCGAUGGUGCUUCAGCAGCGUCCCUGA
Molecule: messenger RNA, 579 nt
Organism: Penicillium malachiteum
Lineage: Eukaryota; Fungi; Ascomycota; Eurotiomycetes; Eurotiales; Aspergillaceae
Product: ferro-O2-oxidoreductase
Exons: 3
Coding region: 1-579 (192 amino acids)
Molecular function (GO): copper ion binding; oxidoreductase activity
Source: RefSeq, a predicted model, not a curated record